Molecule: messenger RNA, 2015 nt
Organism: Stegostoma tigrinum
Lineage: Eukaryota; Metazoa; Chordata; Chondrichthyes; Orectolobiformes; Stegostomatidae
Gene: irx3a
Product: iroquois homeobox 3a
Exons: 4
Coding region: 314-1669 (451 amino acids)
Biological process (GO): regulation of transcription by RNA polymerase II; cell development; neuron differentiation
Cellular component (GO): nucleus
Molecular function (GO): DNA-binding transcription factor activity, RNA polymerase II-specific; RNA polymerase II cis-regulatory region sequence-specific DNA binding
Source: RefSeq, a predicted model, not a curated record
UAGAUUUGGAAAAAAGACACGCUCUGUGACAAAGGCAGAGAUUUGAGUAAAAGCUGCGGCGGACCCUGAAGAAAUAGGAGGGGCCUAGCUCAUGUCAGAAAUGUCAAUCAGGCCAUCAACUCCGAAUAAUCUCUACGAAUCUGUUAGGACCUGACCUGGGCACCCGCAGAUCAAUAGCAAGUUGAGAGAGCGAUCGGAUCGGUUACAGUGUGUCUGCAUGUGGAAACGUAUACUUCCAGCUGGGUCUGUAGCGUUAAAGGUGGCUACUCCGGCUCUUUCCGCACCGCGAUUUCUCCCGCACUAGUCACUGGCCAUGUCUUUCCCACAACUGGGAUAUCAGUACAUUGCUGCUACUAGGCCACUUUACCCCGAUCGUCAGGGUCUAUCAUCUUCCAGGGCUGGGAGCGAUCUCACGGCGUCCGGAGCUGCCUCCACUGUCCUCACCAUGUACGGCUCCCCUUAUGCCGCCCAAGGAUACGGCGCCUUCUUGCCUUAUGCAGCCGAUCUACCCCUGUUUCCUCAACUGGGUGCCCAGUAUGAACUGAAGGAGAGCCCAGGAGUACAGCAUCCUGCUUUCCCGCACCACCACGCCGCCUAUUACCCUUACGGCCAGUACCAGUUCGGGGACCCGUCCAGGCCGAAAAAUGCCACCAGGGAAAGUACCAGCACUUUGAAAGCUUGGCUGAACGAGCACCGCAAAAACCCGUACCCGACCAAAGGAGAGAAGAUCAUGCUGGCCAUUAUCACCAAAAUGACCCUGACCCAAGUGUCGACGUGGUUCGCCAACGCCAGGAGGAGGCUGAAAAAGGAGAACAAAAUGACUUGGACUCCCAGGAACAGGACGGACGAGGAGGGCAAUUCGUACGGAAGCGAGCCAGACCUGGAAGGGGAGAAAAAGGAGGAGGACGAGGAGAUCGAUUUGGAGAAUAUUGACACGGAGAAUAUUGAAAGCAAAGAGGACGAGGACGAGCAAGACCCGGACUUCAACUUGGACUGCAAACUGGAUGGCAGAAGUGACUCAGAAAUCUCGGACACUUUCGACGAGUUGAACGGCCCGGAGGCCGGCUUUCUGAAAUCGGUGGUAGAAGACAGCAGAGUGAGCGAAGACAAACGGGGUGACCUGUCCCCGCAGAUCUCCGGGCAGGUCAGCGGCGAUCCGACCAAAAACAACAGCGAGAGGAAAAGUCCGGUGUCGCCUGCACCCGAGAACAGCCUGUCGGUGAACCAGAAACCUAAAAUCUGGUCUCUGGCUGAGACGGCCACGACGCCAGACAAUCCUCGCAAAUCUCCCCAGAUCAGUAACCCUCCCGCCGGCUCCGCUGCUGCCUCCUCUCUCCUGGGCCAGCACAGACUUUUCGCCUGCCCCAUGGGCAAAUUUCAGAACUGGACAAACCGCACCUAUUCUCACCACCCGCUGGCUUUAAUUAAUUCCAAUCAUUUCCUUGGACUUAGUACAGGCCAAGCUGUUCCGACUGCCGGGGUUCCCGCAUUUUGCACAGUCAGGGGAGGCGAGGAACGGGCGCAGUCUGCAGAACCCACGGUAACAGAUCGAAGCAGUGCCUUGGAAAUAGAGAAAAAAAUAGUAAAGACAGCUUUCCAACCAGUUCCGAGACGACCCCAGAAUCAACUCGAUGCAGCCAUGGUUUUGUCGGCGCUUUCAUCCGCAUAGUCACUUAUGGCAUUUUUUUUAAAAAAAGAACUUUAUUUUGUAACCAUUUUCUUGUUAAAUGGAAUGUAAAAAUAAUUUUUUCCCUGUAUAGUUUAACCUGUAAGCAUGUAUGUGUACUAAACUGAACCGGUAAUGUAAUACUAGCCGACAAGGCGUGUAUCAAUUAGUUGCAUUUGUGAGAUAAAAGUGAACCCAGUUUUUUUUUGUAAGUCCAGUGAGAAUUAGUUAUCACCUGGUGUUCGAGAUGUUUUGUAUAUACUGCAAACAAAAAAUGUACAUACGUGUGAACGAAAUUGUACAAGAAAGUAUAUAUUUUUGGCUAAUAAAUGAACAGUUACGACUUUAA